UCACGGCUUCUCUUCCUUCCACAGGAUGUUUCAGACCUUGUACAACUACUUCUGGUGGGAUCGGCUUUGGUUGCCAGCCAACCUGACCUGGGAUGACCUCCAGGGCCACGAUGACCAAGUCUACAGCAAAGCUGCUCACCUCUACUAUACUAUUCCUCUGGGCUUCCUCUUCCUCAUCAUUAGGCACGUUUUUGAAAUCUACAUCGCCACGCCACUGGCCAGGCUUUUGAACGUCAAAGAGAAAAGCCGAUUAAAAGCCAGCCCCAAUCCAGUGCUAGAGAAAUUUUAUUCCACUUCCUGCAAACAUCCCAAACAGGCGGCUAUUGAGGCGCUGUCCAAAAAAAGCGGCUGCACCCCACGGCAGGUGGAGCGCUGGUUCCGGCGGAGACGAAACCAGGACAGGCCCAGUUUGCUCAAGAAAUUCCGGGAGGCCAGUUGGAGAUUCACGUUUUACCUUGUUGCUUUCAUCGCUGGCAUGACGGUGAUAGUUGAUAAACCGUGGUUUUACAACCUCCGAGAAGUGUGGGAAGGCUACCCCAUGCAGCCCUUGCUACCUUCCCAGUACUGGUAUUACAUCAUCGAGUUGUCCUUUUACUGGUCGCUCUUGUUCCGCAUCGCCUCGGACGUGAAACGGAAGGAUUUCAAGGAGCAAGUGAUCCAUCACGUCGCCACCAUCAUCUUGCUGUGUUUCUCCUGGUUCACCAAUUAUAUCCGGGCAGGGACCCUCAUCAUAGCUCUGCACGAUGCCUCCGACUACCUGCUGGAGUCUGCCAAGAUGUUCAACUAUGCUGGCUGGAAGAACACCUGUAACAAUAUUUUCAUCGUAUUUGCAGUCGUCUUCAUUAUCACUCGCUUAAUCAUUCUUCCUUUCUGGAUUCUGCACUGCACCAUGAUCUAUCCUUUAGAGGUUUAUCCUCCUUUUUUCGGCUACUACUUUUUCAACAGCAUGAUGGUGGUCCUUCAGUGCCUCCACAUAUUUUGGGCCUACUUGAUCAUUCGCAUGGCUCAGAAAUUCAUAACUGGAAAGAUCCUGGAGGACGAGCGAAGCGAUCGGGAUGAAACGGAUUACUCUGAGAAGGAGGAAGAAGAAAAGGCUGCGGCGGGCACCGUGCCCCUUGCUGGAACUAAGAACGGGCCCCUCACCAACGGGCACCCUGUCUUGAACAAUAACCACCGGAAAGUAGAAUAAUUCCCCACUGGCUCUGUUCCCCCCCCCCCCCCCCCCGUGCCCGUCUCUCUCUCUCUCUCUCUCUCUCUCUCUCUCUCUCUUUCUGGCCCCAACUCAUCCCGAGUCCGUUGCGUGAUGCGUCACUAAAGCCUGGAGGGUGUUUCGUUUUGUGGCCAAGCCCAAAAUCAGAGGAAAGACGGUUUACCGGCACGAGGUUUCUCUGCCUACGAUUAUCCAGAAUGGUUCGCCCCGGUUUCCUCCCGCCCCCCCCCAUCACUUUUGGGGAGGGGGGUGCCGUGCUCCUAGUCAUCUGGCUCGGAGAAGGCGUCGUUCCCCCACGAGACCAGCCCCAAUCCUUCCGUUUGCUCCCCUCAACCUUCACCAAACUGCCUUAACAGUCGGGGAAGCCAGGAUGAGCCUCCGUCCUUCCCUCUCUCUAUUUCCAUUUUUUCCUCCCUACUUUCUGAACCCCC
Pseudonaja textilis is the source of this 1641-nucleotide messenger RNA. The record is from RefSeq and is a predicted model, not a curated record. Lineage: Eukaryota; Metazoa; Chordata; Lepidosauria; Squamata; Elapidae.